This is a messenger RNA of Syzygium oleosum, 724 nucleotides long. RefSeq lists its product as uncharacterized. The record is from RefSeq and is a predicted model, not a curated record. NCBI's taxonomy places the organism in Eukaryota, Viridiplantae, Streptophyta, Magnoliopsida, Myrtales, Myrtaceae. The transcript has a single exon. The coding region runs from base 41 to 430 and encodes 129 amino acids.
ACACCCAUUUCUUUAUUCAAGAUACUCUCUCUCUCUAGGGAUGGCUCGUUAUUACCGCAACAAUUUCUCUUACUUAUUAGAUCACUUCUCUUUCCCUCUCCACCUGUGCUUCUUCGUCCUCGUCCUCUUCCUCGUACUGGGUUUCUCGUGGUACGUCAACUAUGAGUACAUGGUCGAGGACUUGGUCACUCAGGUGAAGCUAUUCCUCAUGCUUUGCCCUCUCGUCCUCCUCCUGGUCGUCCACUUCUUAUCGGCCGAAGACUGGCGCCGGGUCCCGCUGAUAGUUUCUCUGCCGGAGAAGGAGUCAUUUCACCGGGCCGGGGGAUCGCCGUGGGGUGUCGCUCUCCUCCUCGUGUUUCUCCUCUUCAUGAUCUCACGUCAGUCUUCUUUCCACGAGCGAUGGUUUCCCUUGGUGACUAGACGAUCAUGAGGCAUAAAUUAGAUGUGUUACAUUGUUAGCUACCUGAAGAAGUUGAUGGAACUGAUCAGAUUUGAUGUAUGUAUACUAUGCAUAUAUGUAUAAAUUGAACUCCGAUCUUUCCACUGUUUUUGUUCAAGAUGAUAUUGAGUCGCUUUACUAAAUCAGAUUUAUUGUGCUCAUAACAGGGACUACUUGGUCCUGAAAUCAUAUAUUUCAACUUUUCAUCUCUAAUUUUAGAUGGAUCUUGAUGAAUACAAAUGACCUUGAAAGUUAAAAACUUCGUUGAUCAAGAAGCAAAAUUUC